AUGCCACUCAAUAUUCUUGGCACUAUACUGCUGGAAGGAACUGAUAAGGUUCCAGGAUGGGACUAUGUAAAAAAGUAUGGACCAUUCCUGGUUUCAGCAGGGCUUACAAAGUACUAUUUUGGUGGAUCAACUAAUACAUGGGAGAGAGACCUACACGGUAAGGUUUAUCUCGUAACUGGGGGAACGUCAGGUAUUGGCGCUUCUCUGGUGCGCGAACUCGCCAAUAGAGGGGCACAAUUGGUUUUGUUGACCUCACAGCUGGAUGAAGAUGGGUCAGGAGGUGCCUGGAUUACUGACUAUAUCGACGAUCUCAGAAACGACACGGGAAACCAACUUAUUUACGCAGAACAUUGCGACUUGUCGUCCCUGUAUUCCAUAAGAAAAUUUGCUACCACAUGGCUUGAUCAGUCCCCUCCACGUCGUCUUGAUGGGGUCCUGUGUAUGGCAGCCGAAGCGGCACCAAUUGGCAAGGUUAGAGAAUCAAGUAUAGAUGGCGUUGAACGUCAAAUGGCAAUCAAUUAUUUAGGCCACUUCCAUCUUCUCACAUUGCUUGAGCCGUCUCUCAAAGUUCAGAUAGCCGAUAGAGACGUUAGAAUAUUGCUGGCUAGCUGUAUGAGUCAGUCCAUAGGUGAGAUCGAUUUGGAUGAUUUGUUAUGGGACGUGAGAAAAUACCCUGCAAACCAGCCAUGGAAGGUCUACGGAACAUCAAAGCUAAUGCUUGCGAUGUUUGCAAAAGAAUACCAACGGAGGCUGGAUAGCUUUCAAAGAAAAGAUGGAGAGCCAAACAAUACAAAAAUCAACAUCGUGAACCCGGGACUAGUAAGAACCCCCUCCAUGCGUCGUACACUCUCCAUGGGCUCAGUUUGGGGUUUGCUGCUUUAUUUGAUAACGUAUCCCUUUUGGUGGUUCUUCUUGAAAUCUGGAGAACAAGGAAUGCAGUCAUUUUUGUUUGCAAUUAAUUCUCCUGAGUUUGUUAAAAUGCAUGGUGGUAACUACGUCAAAGAAUGCUCAAUAGUCAAAAAGGAGCAGCGCUCCGAACUCAACAACAAGGAGCUGCAAUCAGCUUUGUUCGAUAAAACUAAGGAGAUGGUUGAUAUUUUGGAGAAAAGGUCUGCUAUCGAACGGAACAGGUUGAAAAGGCAAAAUGGAGACAAAAAGAAAAAGGAGAGCAACAAGAAGAAUUCAUCGAAUAACGCACAGAUAUCAGAGACGGAUAAACUCAGUGUAUUCAAGUCGGCAUUUAAGAACCAGCCUGAACCCGCAUUGCUGCAUAAGCUAGCUCCGGAUCAGGAGGAAAAAAAGAACGAAAGAUUGAGGAGUCUGGAUAAGAAACUCCAACAAAGUAAGAAAUUGACAAGCCAAAAAUGA
Ogataea angusta is the source of this 1368-nucleotide messenger RNA. RefSeq lists its product as uncharacterized. Lineage: Eukaryota; Fungi; Ascomycota; Pichiomycetes; Pichiales; Pichiaceae. The coding region runs from base 1 to 1368 and encodes 455 amino acids. The record is from RefSeq and is a predicted model, not a curated record. The transcript has a single exon.